Pseudomassariella vexata is the source of this 462-nucleotide messenger RNA. RefSeq lists its product as uncharacterized. Lineage: Eukaryota; Fungi; Ascomycota; Sordariomycetes; Amphisphaeriales; Pseudomassariaceae. The record is from RefSeq and is a predicted model, not a curated record. The transcript is spliced from 3 exons. Bases 1 to 462 code for a protein of 153 amino acids.
AUGGCUUCCGAACUGCCCACAUUUCCUCGAGUGGUCUUCACCCUGCUGGAGCCCAUCUCCCUAGUUGCGGGCUGCAUAGGCGCAUUCAUCGAUCCGGAUUGGUUCAUAGCAGAGCAAAUUGCUUCGCCAAUCCCACUCAAGCAUACGGAUAAUGCUCGCCUAGUGGCCCUCCAGCUAGGCAACCUCUACGGUCUCAUAUUCAUGAUUGGGGUUGCAGUCUUGUACACGACUAGCGAGAUCAAGGUAGUCCGUAACUACCUUUGGGCCUGCUGGGUUGCAGACUUGAGUCACAUAGGCCUCACACUUUAUUUGCUCGGAUAUGACAGAUCUAUGGCCGUAUCGCAAUGGAACGCGAUGGCAUGGGGCAAUAUUGGUGCAACGGCAUUUUUCUGUUUGACAAGGACAGCCUAUCUUUUGGGACUCUUUGGAAAGAGCGGAAAGGCACGUCCGAAGUCUGCAUAG